UCAUUACCUCAUCACUACUUUUAGUAAGCAUUGGCCUUAUGCCAAUAUGGCGUAUAAAUGAUUAAACUGAAGUUGAUAUUUCUAAAAAAUAUUAUAAUAAUUACUGCUGUAACAUAAUUUAUUGUGAUUUGUGAUAAUUCAAGUUAAUAAUUCUUAAUAUAGUUUUUGAAAAAUAAGUAUAAGUUUGUGAGGUACUAUGGCUGUUUCAAAAUCAACAAAUACGUAUAAUCGUCAGAAUUGGGAAGAUUCGGACUUCCCAAUUCUGUGCCAAACAUGUCUUGGAGAUAACCCCUACAUUCGAAUGACGAAAGAAAAAUACGGGAAAGAGUGUAAAAUAUGCGCUCGACCAUUCACAGUGUUCCGCUGGUGUCCUGGCGCCAGAAUGCGUUUCAAGAAAACUGAGAUCUGUCAAACUUGUUCGAAACUCAAAAAUGUUUGUCAAACGUGCCUAUUGGACUUGGAGUACGGUUUGCCAAUCCAAGUGCGAGACGCCGCCUUGAAGAUACAGGAUGAUCUACCUCGUAAUGAAGUGAAUAAGGAAUAUUAUAUCCAGAAUCUUGAUAGUCAAUUGUCGAAUUCUGAUCCAACACAGCCGUCAAACUCCGCCUUGAAAUCCAAAGGUGCCUCUGACCUGUUGCUGCGUUUGGCGAGAACUGCACCUUAUUACAAGAGAAAUAGGCCUCAUGUCUGCUCAUUCUGGGUAAAAGGGGAGUGUAGGAGAGGUGAAGAGUGCCCAUACCGCCAUGAGAAGCCAACAGACCCUGAUGAUCCAUUGGCAGAUCAGAAUAUUAAGGACAGAUAUUAUGGUGUAAAUGACCCUGUUGCCGAGAAGUUGAUGCGUCGAGCUGCUGCGAUGCCUGCUCUACCUCCACCUGAAGAUAGAACUGUUACUACUCUCUAUGUCGGGAAUCUGCCUGAUAAUAUUACAGAAGAUGAAUUGAGAGGCCACUUCUACCAAUACGGAGAGAUAAGGUCCCUUACUUUAGUGCCGAGAGCCCAAUGUGCCUUUGUCCAGUACACCACUCGCGCAGCAGCGGAACACGCCGCCGAGAAGACGUUUAAUAGAUUAGUUAUCGGAGGCAAGCGACUCACUAUUAAGUGGGGUAAAUCGCAGGGUCGUCAAAGUACAAAUGAGAAGAAUGAAAUUGCGCCAGUUUUGGAGCCAGUGCCUGGACUACCAGGAGCUUUACCGCCACCACCAGCUUACUUGCAUCCGUUCCCACCACAGAUGCCUCCACCACCAAAUCGCCCGAACGACUUCUUCAACCUGCAUCAUUAUGGCGCGCCUGGCGUGGGAGGUGCGGGUUGGGGCCCGUGGGCGCCGCCAGUGCCUCCGCCGCCUGCACCGCUGGGACUGCACUACCCCAGCCAGGACCCUGGCCGCCUCGGUGCGCACGCGCAUGCCAACGCGCCGCAGACAUAACACACAAACAAGUGAAUUGUGACAUUGUUUUGAAAAGUGAAGUAUCUUCAUGCAAUGUUGGAUAACUUCAUUUUUAUAAUGGCGGUAACAAUUCACUACAUAUACACAUAAAAUUAUGGACAGAAUGGGGUGUGAACUUGACUUGCAUGAAAUUGAGUUAUGAUAAAUCUGUUACUAAAAAGUUGCGAAAUGUGAAACAAUUUGGCUUUACGCAACUUUUGUUAGCAAUUAAUAACAUAAUUGUCUAUUUUUACGCUGAGUUUUUUCAGUACAAAAUGUAGUUAGUCUGUGUGCUGUUGUAAAAGUUUCUUUUGCCACUAGGGUUUGAAUUUCAACAUAACCCUGAAUGUCAGUUUCGUAGCCACUGUAAUUACAUGUCUAUUAAUAUUUGGCUUCUAAGUUAUGCAAAGUCUGUGUUCAUAAGGAACUUCUUUAAUAUGUUAAUAAUGUAAAGACAUAAAAUAAUCAGAUAUUAUUAAAAAAACAAAACACCCAUGCAGUUGUAUUGUGUUUGGGUGUAUAAUCCUAUUUGAAUAAGUGAUAACUUAUUUGAUUUCUCAAGUAAUACAGUGUCAUAAAACACUGGUCUGACUGCACUCAUACUGUAAGACCCGGCUUUAGUUGUAAGAACUAUGUGUUAUUAGUCAUGUAAAUAUACAAAUCAAAUUAUAGUUGUAUGCAUAUCAGAACUUUACUUACAGAUAAUAGAUCUAUGUUUUAUACAUAGAUUGUUUUUUAUUGACACCAAUUUCUUCCCAUUAUAGAUACAGAUUUCAGAUCUUAACUAUCUAUACCAGAUUUCAAAUUACAACCCCAAUAAGCAUUUUCCUAUCAAUCGCGAAAAUGUAUCAAUCAGUAAUCAGGUUUGAUGUAUGGUGGGUCAACUUUUAUUGAAAUUCAUAAACUGAACAAAAGGUUUUAUGAUUUUACUGAGUGUAUAGUUUUAUCCUUAUCGUUUUUAUCCAUUUCAGUUGGUGAUUGUCAUUAGCAAAGUAAUAAGUUUUACUAAAAUGUAUAUAAAACAUGAAAAAUUUUUUGGUAUUUAAAUAAAAUAAUGAAACAUUCUGAAA
Molecule: messenger RNA, 2493 nt
Organism: Manduca sexta (tobacco hornworm)
Lineage: Eukaryota; Metazoa; Arthropoda; Insecta; Lepidoptera; Sphingidae
Product: pre-mRNA-splicing factor RBM22
Exons: 7
Coding region: 197-1423 (408 amino acids)
Cellular component (GO): U2-type catalytic step 2 spliceosome; Prp19 complex; U2-type catalytic step 1 spliceosome
Molecular function (GO): metal ion binding; pre-mRNA binding; U6 snRNA binding
Source: RefSeq, a predicted model, not a curated record